This is a messenger RNA of Eruca vesicaria subsp. sativa (arugula), 1725 nucleotides long. The record is from the annotation of a GenBank genome assembly. Lineage: Eukaryota; Viridiplantae; Streptophyta; Magnoliopsida; Brassicales; Brassicaceae.
GAAAACUUACAGAUGUCUUAAAAAAUCCCGAAACCGAAGUGUCUUUAUGUUUAAUCUCUGCCUCUGAUUUGAUUUAUCCGAAUCCAACUCGAUGGAAGAAGAAUCAUCGAAACGACCCGACUCGAUCAACAAACCGCCGGAAUCUCCCGCGACCAAAUUCUCGUUCCCGAGACUCCUUCUCUGGUUCGAUCAGUCGAGCCGCCUUAAGACUCUGAUCUCAUGGUCCCUCUUCUUCCUCCUCGCUAUCAUCGUUCCAAUGAUCUCACACUUCGUGCUAGUCUGCUCCGAUUGCGAUUUCAAACUCCACCGUCCCUACGACGCAUUGGUGCAGCUUUCUCUUUCGAUCUUCGCCGGUAUCUCGUUCGUCAGCCUCUCGGCGUGGUCUAAGAGAUACGGUAUCCGAAAGUUCUUGUUCCUCCAUAAACUCAGUGACGUCAGCGACAAAGUUAGAGUCGGAUACGAAGCAGAAAUCCAGAGAUCAAUGAAGCCACUUGCUAUCUUUGUCCUGCCAUCACUAGCACUUCAAGCAAUCUAUCGCAUCUGGUGGUACGCUUCUGGCUCGACUCAGAUACCUUACCUAAUCAACCCAACGCUGAGCCACGUCAUAGCAUGCACACUCCAGCUCUCCUCUUGGCUCUACCGUACAUCACUCUUCAUCAUCGCUUGUCUCGUCUACCAAGUCGUCUGCCACCUCCAGGUCCUCCGUCUCGAUGAGUUCGCUCGCUGCUUCGCCUCUGAGAUCACUGACUUAAGCUCCACGCUCGCUGAGCAUUUGAAGAUCUGUCGUGAGCUGAAGGUUGUUAGUCACCGUUUCAGGCGGUUCUUAGUAUUGUCAUUGUUUUUGGUCACCGCCACUCAGUUCAUGGCGUUGCUUACCACCAUAAGAGCUAGUGUUCCCUUUAAUAUCUACGAAGUUGGCGAACUCGCGUUAUGCUCCAUAAGUUUGGUGUCAGGGCUUUUCAUAUGCUUGAGAAGUGCAACACAGAUGACACACAAAGCUCAAUCUCUGACAAGCAUCGCCACGAAAUGGAACGUCUGCGCCAGUUUAGACACGUUUGAUGAAGAUAAUGGAGAGACUCCUAAAUAUCCGACAUCCAGACAACAUUUCCAGAUUUUGUCUCGUCGUCGUGAUGUUAGUCGAUCACCUGAUGAUGAUGAAGAUGGAGAAGUAGAUAGUGAUCUUGACAAUACUACGAUACAUCCAAUCUAUACCCGGGCCAUUUCUUUCCAGAAACGUCAAGCUCUAGUGACCUAUCUAGAGAACAAUAAAGCUGGGAUCACGGUUUACGGAUUCUUGGUGGAUAAAACAUGGCUGCGUAUGAUCUUUAGCAUUGAGCUUGCUCUUCUUCUAUGGCUGCUCAAAAAGACAAUUGUGAACAUAACAUGAAAACGGAGCCAGUGUCUUGGUUACUUUCAAAACACACGACGAUAUUAGUGGCAGAGAGAUACUUUUUCCACAUUGGCGGUUAUCACAGUUAUUUUGUACACCGUCUAUGGAAUGGAAUUUAUGUAUGUUUAUCAGUGUUUGAUCUUUGUGAGUUAAAUAUGUUGUAUGUAUACAGCUCAUGUGUUGUUGAUUAUGUAAAACUGAUAUUCUUUCAUGAAUUUUUGAGGGAGUGUGUGACACCCUGACCCAGCAUAGCUGAUAUGAUUGGCGAUAUCAGGACACUUGUCUCUAGUCCUUAUGGCCAAAACAAUGUGUCUUUGGGAUUGUCUCAAGUCCUU